Molecule: messenger RNA, 4046 nt
Organism: Selaginella moellendorffii
Lineage: Eukaryota; Viridiplantae; Streptophyta; Lycopodiopsida; Selaginellales; Selaginellaceae
Product: LRR receptor-like serine/threonine-protein kinase ERL1
Exons: 25
Coding region: 973-3894 (973 amino acids)
Biological process (GO): protein phosphorylation
Cellular component (GO): plasma membrane
Molecular function (GO): protein kinase activity; protein binding; ATP binding
Source: RefSeq, a predicted model, not a curated record
AAGUGAAUUUUAGCAAUCAAGAGCCCGCCGGGGCGGAUUAUCGAUCCCUGCCAAAAUGCGUCUCUUGUUCCUCCUCGGCAUUUAGGUUCAUCACUUCUCCGGCGCCAAGAGAUUGCAUUGCAGGGUGUCGAUCGGCUCCGCGGCAGCAGCGGCAGCGGCAGCAGCGCGAUCGAUCGAUCGAUCUUUCCCCCGCUCCUGGUUUCUUGGAAUAUUUUGGAGGAUCGGAUCCAGCUCGCUCUCAUCCAAGGACGGAUUUCUGCUGCGGUGGAGCUUUCAUGGGCAUAAUAUCGGCCUGGCGUGGGGCGCGGCGUCGGAAUUGACACGGAUCGGUGUUGUGCUUGCUAAUGUUCCAGUUUUUGCGUGCUCCAGUCUGAUCACUGAUGGCGAUGGCUGCCGGCGCUGGCGCUGGCGCUGGCGCUGCUCCAACUGGGGAACUGGGAGGUGCUGCGCUUGAAUAAUUUUGGUUUGAAAUCGAUUGCCCCCAGUUCUUGGCAGCCUUCUGGGUCGCGCUAGGGACAAGAGGUGAGAGAGAGGUGGGGGUCUUUCUUUUCCAGCGAUUUGGAGCAGUGAAUGGGAGGGAAGUGACUCAACAGCCGCUGCUUGCCUUUUUUGAGGGGCCGCACAGCAGCACAACACAGGAAUGCAGGUUCUUGGCAGCGGCAGUGGAGGGGUUUUGCCGCCUUGAUUGAGGGACAGGGGUUUAGCCAAGAGGAAAGGGAUAUAUUUUCUGGACUUUUGCCAGGGAAGGGAGGUGUAAACGCAGGGCUCGCUAUGGUGGCUUGGAAAGGAGGAGCUAGCUUGUAGAGGGCGGCUGCGAAUUUCUACGCCGGGAUGUUAGCAGUGUGGGCUCGGGGGAACCAAUGCAGGGGCGUACAAUGACCGAGCGUCAUUCGGUCUGAUCUCUGUGGAAGUGUAGCAGCUAGCCUCGAGCUCUCGCGCUCCUUCUCGCUCGAGGUUCUCAAGCUAUUUGAUAUGGCUCUACGUUCGUUCUUUCUGCUUGUGGGCUUGCUGCUUUUCUGGGCUGGUGUAGCUCAGGAGGCUGCUGCGCUCUCCAACGACGGCGCGGUUUUGCUCGAGAUCAAGAAGUCGUUCAGUAAUGCCGGCAAUGCUCUUUACGAUUGGGAUGGUUCCGCUGAUCACGAUCCUUGCUUUUGGAGGGGAGUUACAUGUGACAACGUGACACUUUCCGUUACUGGACUGAAUCUCACCCAGUUGAGCCUCUCCGGAGUGAUAUCUCCAUCGGUAGGAAAGUUGAAAAGUCUUCAGUAUCUGGAUUUGCGAGAGAACAGCAUUGGUGGUCAGAUUCCUGAUGAAAUAGGCGACUGUGCUGUUCUAAAAUACAUAGAUUUAUCCUUCAAUGCAUUGGUCGGAGACAUCCCCUUUUCAGUAUCGCAGCUCAAACAGCUUGAAACUCUGAUUCUCAAAAGCAAUCAGCUCACGGGACCCAUUCCAUCGACCCUCUCUCAGCUGCCGAAUCUGAAGACGCUGGAUCUUGCUCAAAAUCAGCUCACUGGAGAGAUACCCACGCUCUUGUAUUGGAGCGAGGUUUUACAGUACCUGGGGCUCAGAGACAAUUCUCUCAGCGGAACGCUGUCUUCUGAUAUGUGCCGUUUGACCGGGCUUUGGUACUUUGAUGUGCGCAGCAACAAUAUCUCUGGGAUUAUUCCUGAUAACAUAGGCAACUGCACAAGUUUUGAAAUCUUAGAUCUAGCAUAUAAUCGCCUGAAUGGAGAAAUACCAUACAACAUUGGCUUUUUGCAAGUGGCCACCCUAUCACUUCAAGGCAACCAGUUUUCAGGAAAAAUACCUGAAGUGAUUGGGCUUAUGCAGGCCCUUGCGGUAUUGGAUUUGAGCGAUAAUCGUCUAGUUGGUGACAUACCCGCUCUUUUGGGAAAUUUGACGUAUACGGGUAAAUUGUAUUUGCACGGUAACUUACUUACCGGAACUAUUCCUCCCGAGCUUGGUAACAUGACGAAGUUAAGCUACUUGCAACUCAAUGAUAAUCAACUGACUGGAGAAAUUCCAUCUGAGCUUGGAUCUUUAAGCGAGCUAUUUGAGUUGAACCUGGCUAACAAUCAGCUGUAUGGGCGUAUUCCUGAAAACAUAAGCUCUUGCAAUGCUCUGAACUAUCUCAAUGUGCACGGAAACCGUCUAAAUGGGAGCAUUCCACCGCAACUGAAGAAGCUUGAUAGCCUGACCUAUCUGAAUUUAUCGUCAAAUCUCUUCAGCGGCAGUAUUCCUGACGACUUUGGUCACAUAGUAAAUCUGGAUACUUUGGACGUGUCUGAUAACUAUAUCAGUGGUUCCAUUCCAAGCUCUGUUGGUGACCUAGAACAUCUAUUGACAUUGAUUUUGCGCAAUAACGAUAUUUCAGGAAAGAUCCCAUCGGAGUUUGGAAAUUUACGGAGUAUUGACUUGCUGGAUCUUUCGCAAAAUAAGCUUUCAGGGAACAUACCCCCAGAGUUAGGCCAGUUACAGACAUUAAAUACUCUGUUUCUGCAACACAACAAGUUAUCAGGUGCUAUUCCAGUUCAACUUACGAAUUGUUUUAGUCUCAACAUCCUGAAUGUUUCGUAUAACAACCUCUCUGGAGAGGUACCGUCGGGCACAAUAUUUUCAAAAUUCACGCCCGACAGUUACAUUGGUAACUCACAACUAUGCGGAACUUCCACUAAAACUGUCUGCGGUUAUCGCUCUAAGCAGUCCAAUACUAUUGGAGCAACGGCAAUCAUGGGUAUAGCAAUAGCUGCAAUCUGUUUGGUUCUUCUACUGGUUUUCUUGGGCAUAAGAUUGAAUCAUUCUAAACCGUUCGCCAAGGGUUCAAGCAAAACUGGCCAAGGUCCGCCCAACCUUGUUGUUCUUCACAUGGACAUGGCGUGCCACAGCUACGAUGAUGUUAUGAGGAUCACAGACAAUCUUAACGAACGCUUCAUAAUUGGCCGCGGAGCUUCUAGUACUGUUUACAAAUGCUCGCUCAAGAAUGGAAAGACAGUUGCCAUCAAGAAGCUGUACAACCACUUCCCUCAAAACAUUCACGAGUUUGAAACGGAGCUGGAAACUCUGGGCCAUAUCAAGCACCGGAACCUUGUUGGCUUACACGGAUACUCGUUGUCACCGGCAGGCAACCUUUUGUUUUAUGACUAUUUGGAAAACGGAAGUUUGUGGGACGUCUUGCACGGACCAGUGAGAAAAGUAAAGCUGGACUGGGAUACACGUCUUAAAAUUGCUCUGGGAGCCGCCCAGGGGCUGGCAUAUCUUCACCACGAUUGCAGUCCGCGGAUCAUUCACCGGGACGUCAAGUCCUCAAACAUCUUGCUGGACGAGAACUUCGACGCGCACAUAUCAGACUUUGGAAUCGCCAAGAGCAUAUGUCCGACGAAGACGCACACAUCGACUUUUGUCCUGGGAACCAUAGGGUAUAUCGACCCCGAGUACGCGCGCACGUCGAGGCUAAACGAGAAGUCGGACGUGUAUAGCUAUGGCAUCGUCCUCCUGGAGCUCAUCACCGGAUUAAAAGCCGUAGACGACGAAAGGAACUUGCAUCAAUGGGUAUUGAGUCACGUAAACAACAACACCGUCAUGGAAGUGAUCGACGCCGAGAUCAAAGACACUUGCCAAGACAUUGGCACCGUCCAAAAGAUGAUCCGGCUGGCUCUACUCUGCGCUCAAAAGCAAGCGGCCCAGCGACCGGCAAUGCACGACGUCGCAAACGUUCUCUUCUCGCUCUCGCCAGUGCCGGCACUCUCCAAGAAAUCGGUCUCGUCGAAUCCAAACCAGCGGCGCUACAUUGACGACUAUGCCGAGAGCAAGCACGCGGACAAUCUCUCGGCCAGCAGCACGAACUCCGGUGGCCAUCUCUUCAUGAAAUUCGGUGAAGUUAUCUCCCAGGAUUGAGGAAGAACACCACCACUCUCGGGAUCUCCCAGGAUUGAGGACGAACACCACCACUCUCGGGGAGGAAGCGCGUAUAUAUAAUUGAUUCGCUGUGUAGCAGUUUUGUUGCUAUAGGGAGUUUUUUAACAAAGACAAGAACUUGUAAGUACAAA